CCGAAGGAUCCUUCGAUUUCCUCGAGGAAAUCGGUUCGAGAUGGAACUUUCCUCUCAAGGUCUAAACUACCUUUGGCGAAAAUUUUAAUGAUAUGUAACUUCUGGGUCCUGAAAAGAGCAGUCACAGCUACAGCUUAUGAAACAGAAAAUUCAGAGGUGUCAGCGGUGCAAUUGUACAACUACUGCAGAGAUGUUUCCUCCUGGAAAAUGAACACCCUCACUCAAGUUCUCGAGGGAGUCGGCAGCAUAGUCCAUAUUCAUGAGACUGCACUUAUAAAAAGGAAAUACAACCGCGGGAGAUUACAAGCAAACCAGCAGUGGAUACUGGGUAUCUACGACAUGACACCGCGCAAAGGCAGUAUUAGUGCCUAUUAAUAAGCGUUUGGUGUUGCCGGGGACGACCAUUCAUACGGAUGAAUGGAGCGGAUACCGUCAAUUAUCGAAUCAUGGGUACCUUCAUCAUGUUGUUAAUCAUACGGACGGUUUCCGAAAGCCUAUGGAUGGAACCCACACCAGUUCCAGUGAAAGAUUUUGGAGUCGUCUAGAAAGACGUAUAAGAGCGGUUAAUGGAUCGAGAAAUCCCAUGAUUCACAGUUACCUGGAUGAAUUUAUGUACUGAAACUGGUUUCAUAUGACUAUGAAGACUCCCAUGAGAAACUGGGAAGUUUUUUUGCAACAUAUACGCGAACACUAUUCUUUGUAACUGUUUAUUAUGAUUGCAUUACUUCUAUAUAAACCGUUUUUUACAAUCAUGCGCCUUUCUUUUUGAGCCUUCUCAUUGGCCGAAGUUGUCCCUGUCAAGGUCAUUUUUGCGUUAAAAGGUCGUUUCGGUUUGGGCCGCUAUUCUUUAGAGUCACCAAGUGUACAUAUGAUAUACAUGUAAUAAAAAUGAAUCAUACAGAGUAUAUAUUUCUAAUAUGUUGGUUUCUG
This is a messenger RNA of Trichobilharzia regenti, 930 nucleotides long. Lineage: Eukaryota; Metazoa; Platyhelminthes; Trematoda; Strigeidida; Schistosomatidae. The record is from the annotation of a GenBank genome assembly.